Messenger RNA from Gongylonema pulchrum, 477 nucleotides. The record is from the annotation of a GenBank genome assembly. Lineage: Eukaryota; Metazoa; Nematoda; Chromadorea; Rhabditida; Gongylonematidae.
AUGGCGAAAUGGAAAAAGAUGAGGGAUAAGCCGGAAUUCGUUGAAGUGCUGCUGCAAAUCGCUAUACCUGGAGCGUUUCCCUAUACCACUGCCGAAAAUAUCUGCGGCACUUUGCGCGGUACCGUUGCUGCACCAAAAGAUGGAUCUCAGAACCAUCACAUAUGGCAAAUAUAUACGAACGGCAAUGGCAAAGCAGUUGGAUCGUUCUGGAUUGGAAUUCAUAAAAUCCAUGGCGACUGGCAAAUUCCAUCUCAGGACAGAGCUACUGCUGCAUCACUGGAUUGGGGCAAAUCUUUUGGCUAUGGAAAAGUCAUAAACACUUUCUGGGCACCACGACAACCCAGUGGCUGCUGCGGUGGACCAAAUGUUUCCUGCGUGAUCUCGAAUUACAACAAAAAUUCCCAGUGGGACGAUGCAUCCUGCACGAUUAAGGCCGGCGUUGUUUGCCAGAGAUAUGCUUUCCAACCCGUCUGCUAA